Molecule: messenger RNA, 679 nt
Organism: Guillardia theta CCMP2712
Lineage: Eukaryota; Cryptophyceae; Pyrenomonadales; Geminigeraceae
Exons: 6
Coding region: 30-587 (185 amino acids)
Molecular function (GO): GTP binding; GTPase activity
Source: RefSeq, a predicted model, not a curated record
UCUCUUUCUUAUCCAGGCUACCGUGAAACAUGGAGCGAACUAGCAUUACAGUGCCGAAACCGCCAAAGAGGAAUGUUAUCCGCAUCAAAAUCAUCAGCAUGGGGGACGCAGGAUGUGGUAAAUCCUGUCUGAUCAAGAGAUACUGCGAGGAGAAGUUCGUCUCCAAAUACAUCUCAACCAUCGGCGUGGACUACGGCGUGAAAUCGGUCGUUGUGAGCAACCAGCAGGUGAAGGCGAACUUUUGGGACCUUGCGGGAGGGCCGGAGUACUUCGACGUGCGCAACGAGUUCUAUCGCGAUGCUCAGGGGGCGAUCCUAGUGUUCGAUGUGAGCAAUCGCGCGAGCUUCGAGGCGCUGGAAGGUUGGGUGCAGGAGGCGUACAAACAUGGGGCGAAGGACAUGCAGGUCGCUGUCUGUGGGAACAAGUGCGACAGCAAGAGCAGAGAAGUGAAACCCAAGGAAGCGCAAGCAUGGGCGAACAAGAACGGUUACUUGUACUUCGAAACAUCUGCAAACAGUGGAGAGAAUGUUCAAACUUGCUUCAACGAUCUUUUCACGGCUGUUGUCCGAAACCUCCCUCAACGAUGAUAUCACUUCUACCUCAAACUAGCAAUCUCCCAUGUUUAUCAGGUCUUGUACAUACUUCUAGCAUUCUUUCUGCAACCUCUUAUGUAAUGUUC